Diutina rugosa is the source of this 2826-nucleotide messenger RNA. RefSeq names its product CORVET complex subunit. NCBI's taxonomy places the organism in Eukaryota, Fungi, Ascomycota, Pichiomycetes, Serinales, Debaryomycetaceae. Gene Ontology annotation, biological process: vesicle-mediated transport; endosomal vesicle fusion; autophagy. The record is from RefSeq and is a predicted model, not a curated record. Bases 1 to 2826 code for a protein of 941 amino acids. The transcript has a single exon. Gene Ontology annotation, cellular component: fungal-type vacuole membrane; cytoplasm.
AUGGUCGCCGCCACCACCGACCACCCCGCCCUAUCUAGCCCCCUGGCGGCAGUGAAAAAGCUUAUGGUGCUUCCGACAGUACAUAGGCUUCUCGUGGUGCUCACUUCAGGCGCAGUGGUCGGCUACAGCCUCCCCGAACUCACUCCGUGGCCGCUGGCGGCCCUCACCCAUAUCAACGAUAUCACCACCCUCCGCCACCAGCGACAGCGUCCGCUGCCCACGGCAGCUAAUGACGAUAAGAUCAUUGCGUUCACAGCUCUGAAAAUCCGGGUAAUGGCGGUGACUAAGGACCAUAUCCAAUCACUAAAAGAUAUCGCCUAUCUGGGGCUGAUUAAAGGCGUGUCAGUGGUGGGACUCAGCCAAAACUAUAGCAACUUGGUGCUUGUGGCCAAUCUGACCACCUACGACGUUAUCGACCUACAAAAGACCCGCAAGAUCCCCAUGGGCGAUUACCGCAACGGCGACACCGCGAUUGCCCCGUUUAUCGAAGGGUACCGAGCUGACGGUGAUGGUAAAGAUGAGUAUAUGUUGACCAUACGCUCGGAGGGGACGCUGGCAGUGGCGAUGUUUGUUGAUCUGUUGGGAGAUGCUACGAGGGGGACGAUUAUUAUGGACCACUAUCCGCUGGCGGUAGCCGUACACUGGCCGUUUAUUUAUACGGUGGUGAAAGAUCAAUUGGUGGUGUAUUCACUAGAGCAAUUGGCUGAAACUACUCGAAUACCUAUUUUUGCGAAGGAACCUACGGAGACUACUGAGAAUACUGAAAAUACUGAAGAGAAUAUCGAAGAAGCCACAGAGGAGAAUCCUGUGGGAAGUACAGCCAACGAAGAGGAUCCUCAAGGUAGUGAUGAUGAGCAGACCACAAACGACAAAGACGACUCAAAGGAUGCUGAACCCGAGAGUGAACAACCUGAGGCUACUGAGGCAGAUGACGCAAACGCCGAGACUACCGAGCCUACACAACAACCUGACGAACCAACACACGACGAGACACUGUCAGUGACUGAAGUUGUUGCUCCAAUUGUUUCUGGAGUGGUGCUGGUGGAUAGUCUCCCAUUUGUGGCUGACGACCGCUUAGCCCAUGUCGAGCUCGUAUCCGGUAGUGAUAUCCCGUCGGCGAUCACGAAAAACCACGCCCACAUCGCCGCAUUUCAGGGUUCUCGCCUCUGGGCAGUAUAUGAACCUGAUGAAUUUGAUUCCAUCAUAAUUGACGGCGACAUCGCUAAGGUGACCGCUGCCCUUGACCGCCAUAGCGGUGAACGCCACGACUACUUACUCCAACACUUGGUGCUUCAAUUAUUGAAACAACAGCAAUAUGAAGAAGUAAAGCCGUACCUCACUCGUAUCAAAGCUGGAAAACUCAUUGUCCCCCCACUUAUGGUGAUCAUCGCCGCAGCCAUAGGCCACAUCCCUCAAGCCUCCGAGCAAUCCAAACACGACGAAAACAGUGACCUUACUGCCAUAAUUGCUGAUGCCGAUGCGGUGGUGGUGACUAAAGGAAUACGCCGCCAGCUUGCCCAAUUGCUGCCAUUCCCACCGUCGCCGCAAUUUGUCGAAUCUUACUUGAAAGAAGUGUACAAGAUCACCCCUAAUUUGCUGUAUAUUCGCUGCCUGAUCUAUGCUCUUUUAGCCAAAGAUGACGUCGAUUGGGUCGAAACUGACACCUGGGGCGACGAUGCCGUCACCGAUGAGUAUUGCCUCGCCCAGUUAGCCGCCAAGCAGUACACCGCCAGUCUUCUGCGCGUCUACUUGCGCCUCGACCGCAUCACCGACUAUUGUCAGCUUUCGCUAGCGGUAUUGUCGCUGACCACCGACAGCGACGACGUCGCCCACGUCAUCGACGCCGUGCUCGGCGUGCUUCCUCAAGUCACCGAUGAGGACUUGUACCUGAAAGUUUUGGUGGAAGUGGUGAAAAUUGAUAAACAACGGGGCUACAACUUCCUCAGAAGUAACCGUGGCCACCACCAUAAACACACCAACCACAAAAUAUUGACUACAUUGACCGAUAACGGCGACGGCGACGAUGACGACACCCAGUUGCUUGUGCUUCGCCUCGAGUACAUGGAGGAUCUGGUAUCAGACCACCCGACGGUGGAUAAUGCCCGCGAGUUGUUCAACCACCUCGUGGCCCUUAUCCAUCGGCGGUGCCUCGAUGACGACACCGUGCUUUUGUUUGACACGGUGGUGCAGACCUACGCCAUCGCUAACGCCGUGAGCGAGCCCUGGCCCAAGCUGGCGUGGCCCGACUUUGUCAGGGGCCAGGCGACGCAGCUGAAAAUCUCGCUGGUGCUUACGUGGUACGUCAAGGCGUACGAGGCCUACGUCUUCCUCCGUCGCCACGGCAACCCGCCCCUGGUACCGCUGCUGCUGAUGUUUGCCUACUUCCGGGCCACGGGGGCCAUCGCCGACUUGCUUGCCGCCAGCGACUACCCGCAGGCUGAGCACGUCGCCGUCUACGGGUCGGUGGCGCCGCCCACCACCCCGUAUUACCCCUGGGCCACAAGUCAAUUAGACCCCCCGGUGGCCGACCCCAACCGCGACGAUCUAAAACAGAUUCUCCGCCAUUAUCUCCACCUCCGGCCCCAUACGUACUCGAUCCCCCACUUUCUCAUGGGGUUCGGCUCGGUGUUCGACCCGAUAGACCUCUUGCAUAUUCUUCCUGCAACCCUUAAUUUGGUCCACGUGGCCGAGUACUGGCAGCGGGUGCUCGUCGAGUUGGACACUAAACGCCGCCAGGCGGCCGCGACGAAACUGUUGGCGAAAACCGAGGCGAAAACCACCGCGGACAUCUACCGCCUGCUCGCCGCUAACCUCACUUCUGAUUGA